AUGCUGUGAUGCUGCACACUGCGUUGUGGUGUUCGGGACAGUACAUCGCCCGGACAGAAGAGCUGCUUGCUGACCUCUCAGUGGUACUCGGAGAUACUGAUCCAGAUGGGCAGAGGAGCGAAUCAAUUAGAGCCAUGGAAGAUAGCAGUCAUCGUUGUGGCAGUGAUAGUAGGCUUAGCCUUCAUAAUUGGCUUGCUUACAUUUUUUUUGUGCAAUGAGCAGGACCGAUAUUAUGAAGCAUCAUUCCUUAUCACCAACGUCGAGUACAACCCUCAGUACGAAAGGCAAACAACAGAAGAGUUCAGGAACCUGAGUGAAGAGAUUGAAAUCAUGAUAUCUACAAUAUUCAGGGGGUCCUUCCUAAGUAAAAAGUUCAUCAGGUCUCAUGUUGUCAGUCUAAGCCCAGAUCCUGGUGGAGUGCUUGCAUCUGUUGUUCUGGUAUUUAGAUUUGCCUCAGCUGACGGUGAGGCAGCAACCUGGGGUCUCGUCAACCGUGUGUUAGGUACAAGGCUGAAAACAAGUUCCGUGUUCUUGAAUGUUGACCAGUCUACCCUUACACUCACAGAGUUGAAUAAGGAAAAAGGAGACAACCUCUUAAACAACUGCUGUGGAAUACGCAAACAGGCGUUCUCCUUUUCGGGAGUGGAGAGAAUAGCUGGCGGGCAGCAGGCGCAGGAUGGGGAAUGGCCGUGGCAGGCUAGUAUUCAGCUUGAUGGGAGACAUCGCUGUGGUGCGUCAGUGAUCAGUAAUACAUGGCUAGUGACUGCAGCCCACUGCUUUAGAGGAGGAAAAGAUCCUCGGAGGUGGACUGCCAGCUUUGGAAUUCUGCUGAGACCUCCAAAACAGAAAAAAUUUGUCAGAAGAAUUAUCAUUCAUGAAAAAUACAGUGACUUUGUCAUCGAUCAUGAAUAUGAUGUGGCUGUUGUGGAACUUGCCUCUCCUAUUGAGUUCACGAGUGAUGUGCACAGUGUCUGUCUUCCUGAAGCGUCUCACAUAUUCCCAGACAACACUUCCUGUUUUGUCACAGGUUGGGGAGCUUUGGUGAAUGAUGGCUCUAGUGUUAAUCAUCUUCGACAAGCAGAAGUGAAAAUUAUAAGCACUGAGACUUGUAAUAAUAAAGAAGUGUAUGCUGGGGCGAUAACACCUGGAAUGUUGUGUGCUGGAUACUUGGAGGGGCAGGUGGAUGCCUGCCAGGGUGACUCUGGUGGGCCACUGGUGACUAUGGACUCCAGAGGAAUCUGGUAUCUCGUGGGAAUAGUGAGCUGGGGAGAUGAAUGUGGCAAGCGAAAUAAACCAGGAGUGUAUGUGCGAGUGACGUACUAUCGAGACUGGAUUGCCUCCAAAACGGGCAUCUGA
Molecule: messenger RNA, 1356 nt
Organism: Pterocles gutturalis (yellow-throated sandgrouse)
Lineage: Eukaryota; Metazoa; Chordata; Aves; Pterocliformes; Pteroclidae
Product: transmembrane protease serine 11E-like
Exons: 10
Biological process (GO): proteolysis
Cellular component (GO): extracellular region; plasma membrane
Molecular function (GO): serine-type endopeptidase activity
Source: RefSeq, a predicted model, not a curated record